GGCGGGCGGCGCGAAGCGCGGAGCGAGAGCCGGAGCCGCCGCCGCCGCCACCUGCGCGGCCGUCAACAAGAUGUCAUGGCACCCCCAAUACCGCAGCUCCAAGUUCCGACAUGUCUAUGGCAAGCCUGCCAGCAAAGAGAACUGUUACGACUCGGUGCCCAUCACACGCAGCGUCCAUGACAAUCACUUCUGUGCAGUGAACCCCCACUUCAUCGCUGUGGUCACUGAAUGCGCCGGCGGGGGGGCCUUCCUCGUCAUCCCCUUGCAUCAGACAGGAAAGUUGGACCCUCACUACCCCAAGGUCUGCGGGCACAGAGGGAACGUCUUGGACAUCAAGUGGAACCCUUUUGAUGACUUUGAGAUUGCCUCCUGUUCAGAAGAUGCCACGAUUAAGAUCUGGAACCUCCCCAAGCAAUUGUUGGCAAGGAAUCUCACCACCUACAGGAAGGAGCUGGUGGGUCACUCGCGCAGGGUGGGGCUGGUGGAGUGGCACCCCACAGCCGCCAACAUCCUCUUCAGCGCUGGCUACGACUACAAGGUGAUGGUGUGGAACCUGGACACAAAGGAAUCUGUCAUCUCAAGCCCCGUGAAGACAAUCACCUGUCACCAAGAUGUGAUCCUGUCCAUGUCCUUCAACACCAACGGCAGCCUGCUGGCCACCACCUGUAAGGACCGCAAGAUUCGGGUUGUCGACCCCCGCCUAGGGAUUGUCCUCCAGGAAGCCAGCUACAAGGGACACCGGGCCAAUAAAGUGCUGUUCCUGGGGAACCUCAGGAAGCUGCUCUCCACAGGGACAUCCCGCUGGAACAAUCGGCAGAUGGCCCUGUGGGACCAGGACAACCUUUCUGUGCCCCUCACAGAAGAAGACCUGGAUGGCUCCUCGGGGGUGUUGUUUCCCUUCUACGACCCGGACACCAGCAUGCUGUACAUUGUGGGGAAGGGAGAUGGGAACAUCCGCUACUACGAGGUGAACGCUGAGAAGCCUUACCUGAGCUACCUGACUGAGUACCGCUCCUACAACCCCCAGAAGGGGAUCGGUGUCAUGCCAAAGAGAGGCCUCGAUGUGUCUUCCUGCGAGAUCUUCCGCUUCUACAAGCUGAUCACAACUAAGAGCCUCAUCGAGCCGGUGUCCAUGAUAGUGCCGAGGAGGUCAGAAUCCUACCAGGAGGAUAUCUACCCGCCCACCGCAGCGGCCCAGCCCUCGAUGACAGCUUAUGAGUGGCUCAGCGGAGUAAAUAGAGGGCCUGUCAUGGUGUCCCUUAGACCCGGCUCCGGGCUGCUGGACAUCCAGGCGCUGCCUCCAGAGGGACACUUCUUCAAUUCUGUGGUCCAAGUGUCACCCCAGCCCUUAGAAACGAUGACACAGCUGGCCAUGGAUGGUGGCCAGGCACCCUGCUCCCUGCUGGAAGAGAAGGUGCCAAAGUGGGCCCCAGAGCAUCACCUGGAGGAGAAGUCCUGGCUUACCAAUGGCUUUGACGUUUUCGAAAGCCCCCCACCAAAGACAGAAAAUGAGCUGCUGCAGAUGUUCUACCGGCAACAGGAGGAGAUCCGGAGGCUCCGGGAGCUGCUGAUCCAGAGAGAGGUUCAGACCAAGCAGCUGGAACUGGAGAUCAAAAACCUGCGGAUGAGCUUAGGACAAUUCUGAGCAGAGAUCUCCGCCAUCCUCGCCCUCAGGGACACCGCUAGGCUCGGUGGGGGGUCCAGAACCAAACCACAGGUCCCCCAAAACAACCGCUAUUUCUAUAUUUUAUAUCAAAAAACAAAACUCUCAGUCGCUGAAAGAGAUCCCAGUGGGGCACGGUGCCACCCCUCUAUUGCCUUCUCACAGUUUCUGCCCCGGCUGGUUUAGAUUACACCCUGCCUUCUGCUGAAUUCUGGUCUUAAGGGAUGGUGAGGACCUAUGACCUCCCAGAGGGAAAAAGCUUAGUAGAAAGGUCUGGAAGAACUGGGUAGGUCCACCUGCCUAUGGUUUACAACUCUGGCCAUAGAAUGGGGGGACGAUUUGGCCAGUGGGCUCAUUCCAACAGGUGUUCCCCGUCUCCUUCAGCCCACUUUGGAAUAUAUACUUUGAGCACUAAAUUAUUUAUUUUAGAAGUUUGAAAACCACUGAUCUGGCUCAGUUCCCUCAUUCUAUGGGUGAGGAAACUGAGGCCCAGAGAAAGACAGAUAAGAUUUGUUUCCUGGCGAGGCUUGACUGAGGUCCUGUCUCUCUGGGUCUAUCUGACAGUCUCCACAGUAAGAUCCAUCGGUUCUGGCCUCACCUGUGUCCAGACUUACCUGAUGACCUCUUACCCAGUACUUGUCUCUCUGGUCUCAGUUUUUCCAUCUGAACAAGGGGAAUGUUUGCAUGAGCUGCCCUCUCCGUGACCUGUCACCAAAGACUUGAUCCUGACCCAGGUUUAGUGCAGAAACUCACACUGGCUCAGGGGCUCAACCUGAGAGGAAUGAGUGAAAAUUUUCUAAACCACACUGGCCAAACCAAUCCUUCCAGCCACAAUCAGCUGUGUCCAUGUCCUGCCACCUCCAGGAGGGCAGAAGCGGACUUCCACCCAGGUUAUCUAAAGGCCUCUGGGAGGUAGGGGUCCCCAGCAUAAAAUGUGGCCAAGCCCUGUGGCCACCCACCAGUAAGGGCUGUGGUCAACUGCACUAAGUGAGAAAGUGGGACCGGAUGGCACCCAAUCUGAAAGCCUGUUUCCCUCUCUUGUGCCCAAUUUGGAGACUUUUCUUUCUUGGUGGUCGGUACAACAGCCCACUGGUGGCUGAGAAGAACUUGAGACAAAGCUUACCAAAGGAGAUGCCCCCACCCCACUCCCACUCCCCUCUGAACAGACAGGCAGUGUUUUCCCCAUCUCACAGGGUCACUCGAGCUCAAAUGAGAAUUGCAGGGGUCACCCAGACUAACAGAUUUUGACCCAUGUUACCCUUCUGGACUGGCACACUGAUGACCAGACCUGCCCCACUGAAGCUGACUCUUCAGUGGAGGGGAUGGCCCUCUGGACAAGCUACCCAGAUGACCUCAGGACAGUGGAAAUGGAGACACAGGCUAGUCUGUGUCUUGCCUGUAUUGGCAAGGAAAGUGGUACAAUCCCAAGACUCCCACGUUGCCUUGUCACUCCUCGUCGCUGGCAUCUGCACACACUGGAGUCCUGCGGUCCUUGAUUUAGCCUCCAUCCAUCCAUCCAUCCAUCCAUCACUAGCCCAAGACUCCUAACUCCGAUGAUGAGCCAGCUAUGCUGGCCUUAUUUGUACUCCUCAGUAAAAGGCUAAGUCCCGGGCACCCUACCCCCAACCCCAUGUUCAGCAGUCAGGCCAACCUCGGAGUGAAGAAACCAGCCCAAAGCCACUGAUGCCACCCAUGUGUGGCGGGGGUGGGGCCUAGAGAGCGUCCCAUUACAUCUCUGCACAGCACCAUACCCCUGCAGAAGUUCUCCUCACUGUAAGGGACAGACCAGAUCUCAGAGUCGAGAACAGGUCACAAGCGGCUAUGAACAAAUUUGUUGUUCUUUUUGUUUUUGUUUUUGUUUUUUUUACAUCUAGAGUAAAUUAUUUAAAUUAUUUCAUAGCAAGGUAAAGGGAUAGGUAAUUUUUAUCAGAUAUUUUUUAAGUCGUCUUUUUUUUUAAGAUUAUAAUUUUAUUUUCUUGAGCUAAUGGAGCAGCAGUACCCACUGAGGCAGCGUCCCCCCAGAUGGCAAAGGAGCGCCCAUCUCCUCACUUCAUGCCUUGGGAGCUCCCUUUCUGUUGACUCAGGAACUUUGUGUGGAUGAGGAGAGCGCCUGGGGAUGAGCAGUUGGCUGGUACUCACUCACCUUAGCUCUAGAAUAAUUCUGCUUCCUGGAACAAAACUUGAGGUCUUGUAUGAGAGGGAAACAGGAAGUGAGAAACAGAUCUAUGCUUUUCAUAUGAAACCGUGCCUGAAGCUGUUUGAGUGAUUGUUUUAAUGUUUCUUAAAUUCCUUGUACCUUUGUAAAAAAAAAAAAAAAAAAAAAAAAAAAAAAAAAAAAAAA
Psammomys obesus (fat sand rat) is the source of this 4004-nucleotide messenger RNA. It is a transcript of the gene Coro2a, whose product is annotated as coronin 2A. Gene Ontology annotation, molecular function: actin filament binding. The record is from RefSeq and is a predicted model, not a curated record. The transcript is spliced from 12 exons. Bases 71 to 1645 code for a protein of 524 amino acids. Gene Ontology annotation, biological process: actin filament organization. Lineage: Eukaryota; Metazoa; Chordata; Mammalia; Rodentia; Muridae.